AUGGAGCCUCUUUUAUAUGCUGGCAUGUUUGUGUUUGCAAAGCACCCAACUCAAGACCAAGAAUCAAAUAUCAUCUUUAAGAAACUAGAUCUUGCUUCCUUAGCAUCAGUACGACAAUUUCUCGAAGAGAUCUUACAAGAAGAAGAACAUAUCAUGUACGUAAUAAAUAAUGCUGGAGUUGUUGUCCAUUACAUGUUAACUGAAGAUGGAUUUGAACUUCAAUUUGGUGUUAAUCAUCUUGGUCAUUUUCUCCUCACAAAUCUCCUCCUUGAUCGCAUCAAACAGUCAACUCCGAGUCGUAUCAUUAACGUAUACAGCUUUAGCUAUGUUCAUGCUAAUCUAGAUUUUGAUGAUAUGAUGUGGGAGAAAAAAGGCUUUAAAGUAGGGUCAUCAUAUGCUCGUAGCAAACUAGCUAACAUAAUGUUUACUCUUGAGUUAGCUAAACGAUUGGAAGGAACUGGUGUUAGUACAUACUCAAUACAUCCUGGAAUUAUCAAUACAGAACUUCUUCGUAACGUACCUUGGUGGUUAUGGAUUGUCCUUAUG
This is a messenger RNA of Gigantopelta aegis, 546 nucleotides long. RefSeq names its product retinol dehydrogenase 13-like. Lineage: Eukaryota; Metazoa; Mollusca; Gastropoda; Neomphalida; Peltospiridae. The record is from RefSeq and is a predicted model, not a curated record.